Messenger RNA from Phytophthora sojae, 1029 nucleotides. RefSeq lists its product as hypothetical. The annotation marks the transcript as partial. The record is from RefSeq and is a predicted model, not a curated record. NCBI's taxonomy places the organism in Eukaryota, Oomycota, Peronosporomycetes, Peronosporales, Peronosporaceae. The transcript has 2 exons.
AUGGACUGGGAGGCCAACCUCGCGGCCAUCAUCCGCUGCACGGACGCCAGCCUCGAGCAGCAGUUCCGCCUGUUCGAGGACGUCACGGCCGAGUUCGCGGCCGAGGAGCCGCCCGCCCAGCAGCACCAUGAGGACCCCAGCGACAACGUGGCCGCCGCGUACCUGCGCGAGACGAUGGCGAGCGACUACCGCCACCGCCAACAGGAGCAGCGACGACAGACGCCGUCGUACACGCGAGUGUCUGGCGCGUUCCCGCGCGGACCAGCGACGGCCGCUCAGACGUCGACGACCUCGUUCUCGGAGCAUUUCCAUCGUCAACAGGAGCGUAAGCGAGGAGCAGCAGGAAGAGCGAGGGACAACCAGCGCACGCACCGCCGAGUGUAUCACCAGCAAAUGUACAGCUCGCCGACGUACGAUAUGGCGCAGAUGAUGGAGCAGGUCCGACUCAGUCUGAAGCUGGAGGUGGACGCGCGUGCCGCCAUUGCGGAGCGCCAACUGAGCGCGCUGCUGCAGCUGUGCAAGGCGACGUCGGAGGAGCUCGACCGACUACGAGUGGAAGUGUGCGCGAACGAUCGGCAACUGCACACGCUGGACCAGGUGCAGUCCAAGAUCCGGCAGGAGCUCACGACGCAGAAGGAUAUCGGCUUUCAUCUGCAGUCGAUGUGCGGCAAAGACGAGUCGUGGCGCAUGCAGACCGAGAACCAGUUGCUGGAGCUGCGUCAAAUGGUGGCAGCACUUCGCGAGCAAGGCAAUUCUACGCAGGCGGUCGCGCAGGAGAAGCUCUCGAGGUCGGAGCUGCUGGUGCAGUUUAAUGCUGCGAUGGAGCCGAUCAAAGCUCAACUGCAGGCAAAUCUGCAGCACCAGGCCCAGCAGAUCGCUGAAAUCACGCGUACGACGAGCUCUUCGAGCCUCUUGCUGGAUGGACUCACGCAGAAAGUGAAUCGAGGAGUUGCGGACGAGAUUAACGAGCUGCGCAGCGAUCUGAACGCUCUGAAGCAUCACGUGGCGAAGUUGGACAUAUUUCAGGAC